AUGUCGUCAACGACUAUAGCUACUCUGUCCUCCUCCACAACCUUGCCUACCGAGGCUAUUGCGACUGCUACUACGACGGAGGGUCUUGAGGAAGUUUGGGUCGAGGAAUUGUCUCCUUCCACUACUACGACAUCUGCUACGCCGAGCACUACUGAAGGAGCGACCACGUCCUCGACAACCACAACUACUCUGUCCUCCCCUAAAACUCCGACUACCGAGGUUCCUGCGACGGAGAGUCUCGCGGAAGUCUGGGUCGAUGAAUUGUCCCUUCCCAGUACUACGACAUCUAGUACAUCGACUACUACUGAAGAAGCGAUCACCUCAUCAACAACCACAACUACUCUGUCCUCCGCGACAACUUCGACUACCGAGGGUACUACGACUUCUACUACGACGGAGAGUUUCGAGGAAGUUUGGGUCGACGAAUUAUCUUCUUCUAGUACUACGACCUCUAGUACAUGGACCACUACCGAAGAGGCGACCACGUCCUCAACAACCACAACUACUCUGUCCUCUACAACUCCGACUACCGAAGUUGCUGCGACUUCUACUGUGACUUCCACGACGACAGAGGGUCUCGAGAAAACUAGGGUCGAUGAACUGUCUUCUGCUGGUACUACGACAUCUACUACAUCGACCACUACUGAAGAAGCGAUCACGUCGUCAACAACUAGAACUACUCUGUCCUCCGCGACAACUUCGACUGCCGAGGUUACUGCGCCUCCUACUACGACGGAAAUUGUCGAAGAAAUUUGGGUCGAGGAAUUGUCCCCUUCCACUACUACGACAUCUUCUACGUCGACCACUACUGAAGGAGCGACCACGUCCUCAACCACCACAACUACUCUGUCCUUCUCUACAACUUCGACUACCGAGGGUACUGCGACUUCUACUACGACGGAGAGUUUCGAGGAAGUUUGGGUCGAUGAAUCGUCACCUUCCAGUACUACGACAUCUAGUACAUGGACCACUACCGAAGAGGCGAGCACGUCCUCAACAGGCACAACUACUCUUCCCUCCUCUACAGCUUCCACUACCGAGGUUACUGCGACUCCUACUACGACGGAGAGUCUCGAGGAAGUUCGGGUUGGGGAGUUGUCUUCUUCAAGUACUACGACAUCUACUACGCCGAGCACUACUGAAGAAGCUACCACGUCCUCGACAACAACAACUACUCUGUCCUCCCCUGAAACUCCGACUACCGAGGUUCCUGCGACGGAGAGUCUCGCGGAAGUUUGGGUCGAUGAAUUGUCCCUUCCCAGUACUACGACAUCUAGUACAUCGACUACUACUGAAGAAGCGAUCACGUCAUCAACAACCAGAACUACUCUGUCCUCCGCGACAACUUCGACUACCGAGGAUACUGCGACUCCUACUACGACGGAAAUUGUCGAGGAAGUUUGGGUCGAGGAAUUGCCUCCUUCCACUACUACGACAUCUACUACGUCGACCAAUACUGAAGGAGCGGUCACGUCCUCAACAACCACAACUACUCUGUCCUUCUCUACAACUCCGACUACCGAGGAUACUGCGACUUCUACUACGACGGAGAGUUUCGAGGAAGUUUGGGUCGAUGAAUUGUCACCUUCCAGUACUACGACAUCUAGUACAUGGACCACUACCGAAGGGGCGACCAUGUCCUCAACAACCACAACUACCCUUUCCUCCUCUACAUCUCCGACUACCGAGGUUACCAUGACUCCUACCACGACGGGAAGUCUCGAGGAAGUUUGGGUCGAUGAAUUGUCACCUUCCAGUACUACGACAUCUAGUACAUGGACCACUACCGAAGAGGCGACCACGUCCUCAACAACCACAACUACUCUUUCCCCAUCUACAACUCCGACUACCGAGGUUACCAUGACUCCUACCACGACAGAAAGUCUCGAGGAAGUUUGGGUCGACGAAUUGUCUUCUUCUAGUACUACGACAUCUACUAGGUCGACCUCUACUGAAGAAGCGACCACGUCCUCAACAACCUCGUCCUCAACAAUCACGUCCUCAACAACCACAACUACUCUUUCCUCCGCAACAACUUCGACUACCGAGGUUACUGCGACUCCUACUAUGACGGAAAGUCUCGAGAAAGUUUGGGUCGAUGAGUUGUCUCCUUCCAGUACUACAUUGACCACUACUGAAGAAGCGACCACGUCCUCAACAACCACAACUACUCUGCCCUCUUCUACAAUGUCGACUACCGAGGUUACUGCGAGUUCUACUGCGACGAAGAGUCACGAAGAAGUUUGGUUCGAUGAAUCGCCUACUUCCAGUACUAGUGAGUGGACCACUACCGAAGAGGCGACCACGUCCUCAUCAACCACAACUACUCUUUCGUCCUCUACAACUCCGACUACCGAGGUUCCUGUGACUUCUACGACGACGGAGAGUCUCGAGGAAAGUAGGGUCGAUGAACUGUCUCCUUCUAGUACAACGGCAUCUACUGCAUCGACCACUACUGGAAACGCAACCAUGUCGACAACGACUAUAGCUACUCUGUCCUCCUCCACAACCUCGCCUACCGAGGCUACUGCGACUCCUACUACGACGGAGGGUCUUGAGGAGGUUUGGGUCGAGGAAUUGUCUUCUUCCACUACUACGACUUCUACUACGCCGAGCACUACUGAAGGAGCGACCACGUCCUCGACAACCACAACUACUCUGUCCUCCCCUAAAACUCCGACUACCGAGGUUCCUGCGACGGAGAGUCUCGCGGAAGUCUGGGUCGAUGAAUUGUCCCUUCCCAGUACUACGACAUCUAGUACAUCGACUACUACUGAAGAAGCGAUCACCUCAUCAACAACCACAACUACUCUGUCCUCCGCGACAACUUCGACUACCGAGGGUACUACGACUUCUACUACGACGGAGAGUUUCGAGGAAGUUUGGGUCGACGAAUUAUCUUCUUCAAGUACUACGACCUCCAGUACAUGGACCACUACCGAAGAGGCGACCACGUCCUCAACAACCACAACUACUCUGUCCUUUACAACUCCGACUACCGAAGUUGCUGCGACUUCUACUGUGACUUCCACGACGACAGAGGGGCUCGAGAAAACUAGGGUCAAUGAACUGUCUUCUGCUGGUACUACGACAUCUACUACAUCGACCACUACUGAAGAAGCGAUCACGUCGUCAACCAGAACUACUCUGUCCUCCGCGACAACUUCGACUACCGAGAUUACUGCGACUCCUACUACGACGGAAAUUGUCGAGGAAGUUUGGGUCGAGGAAUUGUCUCCUUCCACUAAUACGACAUCUACUACGUCGACCACUACUGAAGGAGCGCCCACGUCCUCAACCACCACAACUACUCUGUCCUCCUCUACAACUCCGACUACCGAGGUUAUCACGACGGGAAUUCUCGAGGAAGUUUGGGUCGAUGAACUGUCACCUUCCAGCACUACGACAUCUAGUACAUGGAGCACUACCGAAGAGGCGACCACGUCCUCAACAACCACAACUACUCUUUCUUCCUCUACAACUCCGACUACCGAGGUUACCAUGACUACGACCACGACGGGAAUUCUCGAGGAAGUUUGGGUCGAUGAAUUGUCUUCCCCUAGUACUACGACAUCUACUAGGUCGACCUCUACUGAAGUGGCGACCACGUCCUCAACAACCUCGUCCUCAACAAUCACGUCUUCAACAACCACAACUACUAUUUCCUCCGCAACAACUUCGACUACCGAGGUUACUGCGACUCCUACUAUGACGGAAAGCCUCGAGAGAGUUUGGGUCGAUGAGGUGUCUCCUUCCAGUACUACAUUGACCACUACUGAAGAAGCGACCACGUCCUCAGCAACCACCACUACUCUGCCUUCUUCUACAAUGUCGACUACCGAGGUUACGGCGAGUUAUACUGCGACGAAGAGUCGCGAGGAAGUUUGGUUCGAUGAAUCGCCUACUUCCAGUACUACGACUUCCAGUACUACGACUUCCAGUACUACGACUUCCAGUACGUGGACCACUACUGAUGAGGCGACCACGUCCUCAACAACUACCACGACUCUGCCCUCUUCUACAAUGUCGACUACCGAGGUUACGGCGAGUUCUACUGCGACGAAGAGUCCCAAGGAAGCUUGGUUCGAUGAAUCGCCUACUUCCAGUACUACGACUUCUAGUACGUGGACCACUACUGAAGAGGCGACCACGUCCUCAUCAACCACAACUACUCUUUCUACGACGACGGAGAGUCUCGAGGAAACUAGGGUCGAUGAACUGUCUCCUCCUAGUACAACGGCGUCUACUGCAUCGACCACUACUGGAAACGCAACCAUGUCGUCAACGACUAUAGCUACUCUGUCCUCCUCCACAAUCUUGCCUACCGAGGCUACUGCGACUCCUACUACGACGGAGAGUCUCGAGGAAGUUUGGUUGGAAGAGUCGUCCUCUUCCAGUACUACGACUUCUAGUACGUGGACCACUACUGAAGGGGCGACCACGUCCUCAUCGACCACAACUACUCUUUCAUCCUCUACAACUCCGACUACCGAAGUUACUGCGACUUCUACUACGACGGAGAGUCUCGCGGAAGUCUGGGUCGAUGAAUUGUCCCUUCCCAGUACUACGACAUCUAGUACAUCGACUACUACUGAAGAAGCGAUCACCUCAUCAACAACCACAACUACUCUGUCCUCCGCGACAACUUCGACUACCGAGGGUACUACGACUUCUACUACGACGGAGAGUUUCGAGGAAGUUUGGGUCGACGAAUUAUCUUCUUCUAGUACUACGACCUCCAGUACAUGGACCACUACCGAAGAGGCGACCACGUCCUCAACAACCACAACUACUCUGUCCUCUACAACUCCGACUACCGAAGUUGCUGCGACUUCUACUGUGACUUCCACGACGACAGAGGGGCUCGAGAAAACUAGGGUCAAUGAACUGUCUUCUGCUGAUAUGUCUUCCAGUCUCCGCGGUUCUGAACAGCCCCCGAAGCAAUGGAGGAAGAUUGUCAUUCUUUUUGGACCUCCUGGUGCCGGCAAGGGCACUCAAGGCCCCAAGAUGGAGGAAACUUACAAGAUUCCCCAGCUUUCUACCGGUGACAUGCUCCGAGCUGCCGUUGCGGCUGAGACUCCUAUCGGACUUAAGGCCAAGGAUGUGAUGGCACGUGGCGAGCUCGUCAGUGAUGAGAUCGUCAUUGGAAUCAUCAAGGACAGGAUCCAGGAGAUGGAUGCUGGUUGGGGUUUCAUCCUUGAUGGUUUCCCGCGAACUGUCGAACAAGCUACCGCUCUCGACGCUAUGCUCGCCGAGAACGAGGAGCGUGUUUCUAAGGUGAUCGUUCUCGAUUUGCCCGACUCGGUGCUCGAGGAGAGGAUCUGCGGUCGAUGGAUACACAAGCCUAGUGGACGUUCCUAUCAUGUCAAGUUCAACCCUCCGAAGUCUCUCCCUGCUGGUGCCAGCCCUGACGCCACCAACAUGCUCGAUGACGUGACCGGCGAGCCUCUCAUACAGCGUCCUGAUGAUACCGCUGAGGCACUCAAGACUAGAUUAUCCGCUUAUCAUUCUCAAACUGAACCGAUCGUAGCUCACUACGCCCCGACUAACGUAGUCAAGCAUGUGGACGCCAACCAGGGCAUGGAGAAGGUUUGGGAGGAAAUCCAGACGGCUAUGGAAGCUUAA
Molecule: messenger RNA, 5625 nt
Organism: Perkinsus marinus ATCC 50983
Lineage: Eukaryota; Perkinsozoa; Perkinsida; Perkinsidae
Product: adenylate kinase 1, putative
Exons: 8
Coding region: 1-5625 (1874 amino acids)
Biological process (GO): nucleobase-containing compound metabolic process
Cellular component (GO): cytoplasm; mitochondrion
Molecular function (GO): AMP kinase activity; ATP binding
Source: RefSeq, a predicted model, not a curated record